Messenger RNA from Homarus americanus (American lobster), 1254 nucleotides. It is a transcript of the gene boca, whose product is annotated as LDLR chaperone boca-like. Gene Ontology annotation, biological process: protein folding. The record is from RefSeq and is a predicted model, not a curated record. The transcript has 4 exons. The coding region runs from base 27 to 656 and encodes 209 amino acids. Lineage: Eukaryota; Metazoa; Arthropoda; Malacostraca; Decapoda; Nephropidae.
ACAGCCGGUGAGGUAAACAAACCGUGAUGGAGGGACUGAGGGGCGUCGUAUGGGUGUUCCUCUUCGCUAUAUUUUUGUCGUUGUCAUGGUGUAAGAAGUUCGACGGGGCUGAUAAACCUGCCUGGGCCAAAAAGAAUAUCAGAGACUAUAGUGAUGCUGACUUGGAGAGACUAUUGGACCAGUGGGACGAAGAUGAAGAACCAUUACCCGAGGAUGAACUGCCAGAGCACCUGCGACCCCAACCCAAGUUGAAUUUUGAUCCCUCUAAUAUUGGAGAUCCAGAAGAACUUUUAAAGAUGAGUAAGAAGGGCCGUACACUCAUGAUGUUUGUACAGGUGAAGGAGGAGCUGAGCCCUGAGCGAGCUGAAGAAGUGACUAAGCUGUGGCAAGGUUCACUCUUCAACAACCACAUACAGGCCGAGAGAUAUAUGGUGGACAAGAGGCGGGCAAUUUUCAUGUUCAAGGAUGGUUCCCAGGCCUGGGAUGCUAAGGACUUCCUGGUGGAGCAGCAGGAGCUGCAGGAGUGUUCGAUGGAGAACAAAGUGCACCACGGACGUCAUACUCCGGAGGGGAAGAAAGAACUGAAGGAGGCAGAGGCCAGGAAGAAUCCCAAAGCUAACAAAUCCAAGAAGAAGAAGAAGAAGGAGGAGCUAUAAUUGUUGUUUUCACUCGUAGGUUAGAUGAAUCAUGUCCUACCAUCAUCAUCCAUCCUUCUGACGUUUGUUGUUAUUCAGUCCUAUUAUGAGUGUACAAGUUAAUUAAUAUCCUUAAUAUGAAUGAAUUUUCAUAUAUAGCUGAAAUGUGUAUUAUUUUAAUUUUAUUUAAGAGUACUGUGUACAAUUUGUCGCCAAGUUACGAUGCUUGACUUACGAACACCUUUUUUUAUGAACAGGAUCCCAAUACAUUCAUCACAAAAAUCUGUAAUUAAAGUUUUAUUUUUAACAUUACUUUGUAUUGUUUAACAUCACUUUAUUUACAGGUAUUUACAUUACUUUUUAUGUUUAUGAUAUUAAUGUUUUGUAUGUUCAGGGUUGUUUUAACAUUAACCAAACCAAUGGAAAUAACACUGUACUUGAAAGAGCCAGUUAUAAUAAUAUUUUAAGUGAAUUCGUAAUUCAAGUCUUAUAUCACUUUGCUUUGAUAAAUUUAUUUUCUACAAAGUGGGUAUUGGUGUCUUAUUGCUCUGCCCUGGUGAAAAGUUGAGUGAGUGAUAUAUAUGAGGUGUGUAUUUUGUAAUAAAGUGUUGAAUUAUAA